UUACGGGGGCAACUCUACAUGAAGGUGAAGCAAUAAUAAUUUCCAAAUAGUGAGACAGUUUUUGACAUACCCGAGGAAAAUAUAUAAAGAAAAGUUCAGAAUAAUUUAUAUACAUUUAUCUAUAUAUAUAAUUUAAUAAUUAUGGAGGAAGUACGUAGUGGCGACAAAAUUUACGGUGGCUGUGAGGGUCCUGAUGCUAUGUAUGUCAAACUAAUUUCAUCGGAUGGUCAUGAAUUUAUUGUGAAACGUGAACAUGCUUUAACUUCUGGCACUAUCAAGGCUAUGCUCUCCGGUCCUGGUCAAUUUGCUGAAAACGAAGCCAAUGAAGUACAUUUUCGUGAAAUACCCUCUCAUAUUUUGCAAAAAGUCUGCAUUUAUUUCACCUAUAAAGUACGCUACACAAACAGUUCUACAGAAAUACCAGAAUUUCCGAUUGCUCCUGAAAUUGCUUUGGAAUUAUUAAUGGCUGCGAACUUCUUAGAUUGUUAAACCUUUUUAAUUAUUACUUUUUUUUUUAUUUCUUUAAUUUUUGUCUGCUUCUAAAAUAUUUUUUAUAAAAGAUAUACAAACAAAAUAUAUUUAAUAUAAUCGAAAAAUGUGAAAAAUCAUUUUCUCCUCAAAGAAAAAAGCGAUUUUGCCUACGAUCAUGUAUAAUUUAAUUUUGAAAACAAAAAAUUACAACGCUAAACCAAUUGUUAAUGUUUUUAAGUUUAUAUUAAUUUCAAUUGUAACAAAAUCUAUAUAUACAAUCCUUUAAGAUAGUUUUCGUUCUUUAAAUUACUCGAACAAUUUUUAUGUUUGUAAAAAAGAGAAAAUAAAAAAAAU
Messenger RNA from Glossina fuscipes, 825 nucleotides. It is a transcript of the gene EloC, whose product is annotated as elongin-C. Gene Ontology annotation, molecular function: protein-macromolecule adaptor activity. The coding region runs from base 142 to 489 and encodes 115 amino acids. Gene Ontology annotation, cellular component: elongin complex. Gene Ontology annotation, biological process: ubiquitin-dependent protein catabolic process. The record is from RefSeq and is a predicted model, not a curated record. NCBI's taxonomy places the organism in Eukaryota, Metazoa, Arthropoda, Insecta, Diptera, Glossinidae. The transcript has 2 exons.